This is a messenger RNA of Galleria mellonella (greater wax moth), 1744 nucleotides long. Its product is annotated as cytochrome P450 6B2-like. NCBI's taxonomy places the organism in Eukaryota, Metazoa, Arthropoda, Insecta, Lepidoptera, Pyralidae. The coding region runs from base 43 to 1602 and encodes 519 amino acids. The record is from RefSeq and is a predicted model, not a curated record. The transcript has 2 exons. Gene Ontology annotation, molecular function: monooxygenase activity; oxidoreductase activity, acting on paired donors, with incorporation or reduction of molecular oxygen; heme binding.
ACAGAUUUACAACACGACGUUUCCAGUUCACUGUUAACUAAUAUGGAGGUUGUACUAAUAGUGCUAACUAUAAUUUUGUUCAUUGUUUACUAUGUGCUCAAGACAAAAAAUAAUUAUUGGAAGAAAAGAAAAAUACCUUAUGCAAAACCCGUACCUAUUCUAGGUAAUUAUGGUGAAUACUUAAUCAUGAGAACAUCUAUGCCAGAAGUAGCACAGUCGUUAUGUAAGAAAUUCCCUAACGCGCCAUACUUUGGCGUUUUUUAUGGCACUGAGCCGACACUCAUGGUUCAGGACCCGGAGGUGAUCAAACAAGUUAUAACAAAAGACUACUAUUACUGCAGCAGCAGAGAGAUCUCUGAUUACACUCACAAGGAAGUUUUCACUCAAAAUUUGUUUUUCACUUAUGGAGACAGGUGGAAAGUAUUGCGCCAAAACUUAACGCCACUGUUUUCGUCAUCAAAAAUGAAGAACAUGUUCUAUUUGAUAGAAAAAUGCUCUCACUCCAUGCAAGAUAUGCUUGAUAAUGAGUUUGGUAAGAGCCCCGUUGUAAAAAUCAGGGAUCUCUUUGCAAGAUUCACAAUGGACGGUAUAGGUACCUGUGCUUUUGGUAUAAAUACGAGAACAAUGGAGAAGGACUCCUAUGACAAUCCCUUCGCGUUUAUAGGGGCGUCCAUGUUCUUAGAUACUUAUUAUAGAGGAUUCAAAAUUUUCGCUCGGGCCAUCUGGCCCAUGAUCUUUUAUGGAAUCGGAAUGAAGACUUUUCCCACGGAAGCAAAUAGAUUCUUUCACAAAGUGAUGACAGAAGUGUUUGCUGAACGGCAGUACAAACCAUCGGCGAGGAAUGACUUUGUCGAUCUAGUGCUGGCUCUUAAUGAAAAGCAAUACAUUACGGGUGAUAGAUUAACAAAUAUGAAAGGUGACGAUAAAAAGGUAACUUUGAAGGUAGACGACGAAUUUCUAGUAGCUCAGUGCUUGAUGUUCUUUGCGGCUGGUUUCGAAACAUCAUCUACCGUAUUGCGGUAUACUUUAUAUGAACUAGCAAAGCAUCCAGCCGCUCAAGAAAGAGCUAUAAAAGAGAUAGAUGAAUACCUGAGACGACACCAAAACAAAUUGAAAUAUGAGUGCGUGACAGAAUUACCGUAUCUGGAGGCUUGUAUAAACGAGGCUAUGCGUCUGUACCCAGUCCUUGGAGUUCUUACACGAGAGGUGGUAGACAAAUAUACUCUUCCAUGUGGCGCGGUGCUGGACAAAGGAGUUCGCAUACAUAUCCCGGUGUACCAUCUACAUCACCAUCCUGAACAUUUCCCGGAACCAGAGGAGUACCGUCCUGAAAGAUUCUAUGGUAAUGAGAAGCAAGAUAUCAAACCGUACACUUAUCUGCCGUUUGGAGAAGGGCCUCGUAUUUGUAUAGGUAUGCGUUUCGCGAAGAUGCAAAUGAUGGCAGGAGUUAUAACGUUACUAAAGAAAUACCGCGUGGAGUUAGCGGAAGGUACUCCUCGGAAGUUGCAGUUCGGAGCGAGAACGAUUGUCACCCAGCCCGCGGAGGAGAUCAAGCUGAGACUUGUCAAGCGGGAGGGUUGGGAACAGCGGACAUUGGCUUAAAACAUUGACUAUGUUACCAUAAAAAAUUUGCACUUGCAUCAGGCCUUUGUUUCAUGUCUUACAGAGAAGAGGUCAGAUUAUUUAUCUAAGAUGGCCGACAUCUAUUUAGUAUAUGUAUAAAUAAAAGGAUAUUUGUCUUUUG